This is a messenger RNA of Schizophyllum commune H4-8, 1410 nucleotides long. RefSeq lists its product as uncharacterized. The transcript is spliced from 4 exons. Lineage: Eukaryota; Fungi; Basidiomycota; Agaricomycetes; Agaricales; Schizophyllaceae. Gene Ontology annotation, cellular component: cytoplasm; phagophore assembly site membrane; Atg12-Atg5-Atg16 complex. The record is from RefSeq and is a predicted model, not a curated record. The coding region runs from base 31 to 1143 and encodes 370 amino acids. Gene Ontology annotation, biological process: autophagosome assembly; C-terminal protein lipidation; nucleophagy.
GCCUGCGCUCCCGCCUUGCCGCCAUCACCCAUGUCGACGUACGGGACGACUCGCCACCACCACUCGCCGGCGGCGGGCGCGACGUUCUCGACCAAGGACCGCGUCGCUGACUACCACACGACUCUCUUCCGCAGGCUCACAUGGGAGGGCACCGUCCCGCUCGAGAUCCGCGUCGAUUCGAAGGAGCUCCCCGCCAACUCUGAUCGCGGGCUUGAGUGCUACUAUGUCCAGGCGCCGCGCGUCACGUACCUGCCCCUCCUCAUGCCUGAGAUCAAGCGCUUCCUCAUGGAUGUUGUCUUUGACGAGACCGCCGCGCAAGAGCUAAAGGACGAGGAGUGGUGGUUCGAGGGCGAGUACGGCACGUCCUUGAAGUGGCACUGGCCCAUCGGCUUGAUAUACGACAACUUCACUAUCUCGACCUCCAUCCGCCCCUCCACGUCUGCAUUGCCUACAACCGUCCCCUUGCGCUUAAUCCUCCAUCUCGCGUCCCCACCGACCGAUAAAUUGCUCCUCCAACCGAGCGUCGAGGCGUGCAAGCAGGCGUACAUGGGCCAGCUCAAAGAGGCCGACUUCAUCAGAUGGGGCAACACGAAGCGAAUGACGGGGCUCCGGAAAGCCGAGCAGGACGGUAUCUGGGAGGGUAUCCGAGAACACAAUUUCGAUGACUUUUGGAAGGUCGCGGCGAAGGUGACGCCCUCGACGUCGAUGCAGGGGCGGCCUCAGUCACCAAAUGCGCCGCCGCCUUCGUCAGCGUCUAUGGUGAACCGGCCCCCAUCUGCAGAUCCGGCAGGUCCCUCGGACAAGGAGGGCGCGUACAACGUGCGGAGUGUACCUGCGAGGAUAUACCUCCCCGACGGACCCGUCAUGCAGGAUCUUGUUCCCCCGAUGCUCGAGGAUGGAAACCCCCAAACUCUUGCGGACUUCCUGUCGUCAAGAUUACCACUGCUAUUCCCGCCACGACCGCCUCCGCCACCUCCCUCGCGCACGAACCCGCGGCCACAACCUCCACCCGUGCAUGAUUUGGCAUACCCCAUAAUACAGGGCGUCAUCGUACCCAUGGAGGCCGAGGUGGCCUGGCUGAGUGCGUGCAUGGCAGGAGCGGACGGCUGGCUGAAUGUGUGCGUGGGCAUCAAGAAGCAGUAGGCGCGGUAAACGCUUGUUGGGACGUCUCUCAUGAAGAGGUCUGCACGUGCCGCGAGGCAGGCGCCUGGCGUGGCGCCUUCAGCUGCUGUAUCUUAGACUACCGUCUCUUCUAACAUUGACUGUAUCUAUCCUUGUUCUUCGUUCUACACUGGUCACUCACUUCACCGUUGGUCGGCUUUACCCCGUUAUGUUAUACCACGUAUAUCUUAUUGAUGUUGAGAGCGGAGGCUCUCUAAUCCAGAGGUGCUGGAUGUUCGUCUUCACGAA